Messenger RNA from Malassezia vespertilionis, 867 nucleotides. It is a transcript of the gene PRE5, whose product is annotated as proteasome endopeptidase complex. Gene Ontology annotation, cellular component: nucleus; proteasome core complex; proteasome core complex, alpha-subunit complex. The transcript is spliced from 4 exons. The record is from RefSeq and is a predicted model, not a curated record. Lineage: Eukaryota; Fungi; Basidiomycota; Malasseziomycetes; Malasseziales; Malasseziaceae. Gene Ontology annotation, biological process: ubiquitin-dependent protein catabolic process. The coding region runs from base 1 to 867 and encodes 288 amino acids.
AUGUUCCGCAACAGCACGUACGAUAGUGAUAACACGGUGUUCUCGCCGCAGGGCCGACUCCACCAGGUCGAGUACGCUCUGGAGGCGGUGAAGCAAGGCGCCGCGGUCGUCGGCCUGCGCAGCAAGACGCACGCGGUGCUUGUCGCACUGAAGCGUGCGCCUUCUGAGCUUGCAGACUACCAGCGCAAGAUGCUUAAGAUUGACCAGCACAUUGGCGUGGGCUUUGCGGGCCUGACCAGCGAUGCGCGCGUGCUGAGCAACUAUAUGCGCCAACUCGCGCUCAGCUCGCGGCUCACAUACGCGCGAGCGCUCCCUAUCUCGCGACUGAUGAGCGCACUUGCCGAUCGUGCACAGCUGAAUACGAUGCAGUACGGCAAGCGACCGUACGGUGUAGGCUUCCUUGUGAUGGGCGUCGACGACACAGGCCCGCACCUGUACGAAUUCAACCCGACCGGCAACUGCUUCGAGUACUAUGCAAUGAGUCUUGGUGCACGAAGUCAGAGCGCAAAGACCUACUUGGAGCGCCACUAUGACGCGUUUCCCGAUGCGGACCGCGACGAGCUGAUUCUGCAUGGUCUGCGUGCGUUGCGCGAGACCGUGCCGCAAGGCAAGGCGCUCGAGAUUGCCGCAGUGUCUGUCGCGACUGUUGGGCCCGGUGCAGACGCGGACCUCGAGUCCUCUGCCGUGCGUUCCGGCCAAAAGUACACCUUGACCGAGGGCGAUGCACUGCAGACAUGGUUUGAGCGCUUGGGUCCCACAGAACGCGAGCAGGCUGCAUCUGCGCGUGCCGCAGCGGGCGAUGCACAGGGCGCAGAUGCACCAAGCGACGCGAACGAGCCUCCGGAGCAGCCCAUGGACGAGCAGUAG